Morchella sextelata is the source of this 1398-nucleotide messenger RNA. RefSeq lists its product as uncharacterized. The transcript has 2 exons. Lineage: Eukaryota; Fungi; Ascomycota; Pezizomycetes; Pezizales; Morchellaceae. Bases 1 to 1398 code for a protein of 465 amino acids. Gene Ontology annotation, cellular component: membrane. The record is from RefSeq and is a predicted model, not a curated record.
AUGGCCGAAACAAUCUCCCUCCAAAGCAUGAGAUCCACGCAAGACCUCACCAGCCGCCGCCGGCCCGGCGGACACACGAGCAGCGACAUCACACUCACGCCGCCGCAGAAGCAGGACCUGGACCUGGACGGGAUCGCCGCCGGCGCCCAGUCCGCCGGCGCAGCACCGGCCGUGCUGCCAAAGUCGCUGGCGCUGAAACAGCUCGUUGGCGCUGCGGUCACGCUGCUCGUUCUGUUCUGGGCAAACACUUCGUGGAUCAUGGGGAAGAUGUACAAACAAGCCGACCACGCCCACCGCCUCCACAUCCUCGCCAUCGACCUCGACGGCGGCCCCAUCGGCUCCUCCCUCCUCUCCACCACCGCCCUCCUCAGCGGCACCCACGGCCAACCCACCUACGUCAACACCCCCUUCUCCUCCUCCUCCGCCUCCUCCGAGUCCUACUCCUCCAUCUACACCCGCGUCCGCACCGGCGGCCCCAUCUGGGGCGCCAUCAUCGCGAACCCCUCCGCCUCCACCAACCUCAGCGCCGCCCUCACCUCCAACACAACCACCCCCUACGACGCCACCACCGCGCUCACAAUAAUCUACAACGAGGCGCGCUUCCGCACCGUCGAGAUCUCACUAAUCUACUCCAACCUGCUCGCCGCCGCCGCCGCCACCGCCGCAACCUACCAGCGGUCGCACGGCGCCGCCACCAUCGCCUCCCUGAGCAACGCCAGCGCGUCCAGCAUCGCCGCGGCCCUGCAGCCCGUCGCCUACACCGUCGACAACAUCACCCCCUUCGGCUUCUCCAGCAGCGUCCUGCUCAACACCGUCAUGUUCGUCUUCCCGCCGCUGAGCCAGUUCUUCGUCGUCAUGGCCGCAAACGGCAUCCUCGCCGGCGGCGCCGGCGCGUAUGCGCGCUGGUCGCUCAGGUCGAACCUGCUCGUCCGCGCGGUCCUGGGGACGGCGUAUCCGUGCUUGAUUGGCCUGUCGUGGGCCGGCUGGGUGUAUACGUGGAAGGACGGCGCGGACUUGGGCGCCGGGCAGUACUUUUUGAGCUGGUUGACGGUCUGGCUGUAUGCGUCCAUCAACUUCUGGGUUAUUGAUGGGACGUGCGCGGUGCUGGAGAUGCGCUGGAUGCCGUUCUUUGUUAUCACGGCUAUCAUCACGCAGGUUUCGGCUGUGCUGUCGCCUAUGGAGCUGGCGAGCAACUUUUACAGGAUUGAGUAUUUGCUGCCGAGUCACCACAUCUGGGGAAUCCUCAUGACAAUCUUUGGGAAUGGCGCCGCGAAUGAGUUGAAGGUGAACCUGACCGUCGCAGUGCUGAUGCUCCCAGUUGCGGCUUCGUGGGGCCUGUGGGGUAACUGGAGGAGGUGGACAAAGGCGUCUGCGGCGGUGGCGGCAGGGAGGGCGUAG